Thermochaetoides thermophila DSM 1495 is the source of this 852-nucleotide messenger RNA. RefSeq lists its product as uncharacterized. The record is from RefSeq and is a predicted model, not a curated record. Lineage: Eukaryota; Fungi; Ascomycota; Sordariomycetes; Sordariales; Chaetomiaceae. The transcript has 2 exons. The coding region runs from base 1 to 852 and encodes 283 amino acids.
AUGCGCGCUGCUCUUUUGUCUUUGGGCGCCCUUGCCCUACCUCUUGUCGCCGCUACUGAGGUUGAUGUUUGCGAUGCGGAGACCAACCUGUGCCUCAGCGGCCUGCUCGAACGCGAUGACCCCGCUUGGUUGUGCGAGGAGGUGACUCCCGAGAAUGUUAUCGGCCAGGAGAUGGUGCCGUCCUGUGCUACCGCUCAGGAUGUUGUUUCGGCCUGCGAAUGUAUCCUUUACGAUUCCGACUUCUGUGAGGAGGAGCCGGAGCCCACUACUACUGCCGGCGGCAGCGACCCGGAACCCACGACCACCGACGACACUGAGGAGCCCCCCGCAACCACCGUCACCGUUGGCCCCACCGGCGGCUCCGGCCCGGAGACCACUGCUCCCCCAGAGACCACCAUGUGGACCACUAGCACCAUUACCACGACCCGCACUUACACCAUCACCUCCUGCCCGCCCGAGAUCACUCGUUGCCCCGGUGGUGGCGUUCCGAUCGUGACUUCAGAGGUCAUCAUCACCACGACCGUUUGCCCCGUCACUGAUGGUCCUGAGCCGACCUUUGUCCCGCCCCCGGCCCAGCCGUCGUAUGGCAAUCAUACCCUGCCCUCCAUCGAGCCUAGCAAGCAACCCGAGAACCCUGCUGUCCCGCCUGCCGAGACUGGGUCUGCUGGUCCCCAAGUCCCGCCGCCUGCUGAGACCAAGAGCUUCGGCACCAUCACUGUCCCGACUGCCAAGCCCCCGACGCCCACCGGCGCCAUCCCCGAGCCCCCGAUCGUCACUGCCGGUGCUGGCCGCGUCGUCGCUGGCUUCUCUGUUGCCAUCGCUGUUGCUGGUGUCUUCGCCGCUCUGUUCUAA